Molecule: messenger RNA, 1865 nt
Organism: Brassica napus (rape)
Lineage: Eukaryota; Viridiplantae; Streptophyta; Magnoliopsida; Brassicales; Brassicaceae
Product: monothiol glutaredoxin-S1
Exons: 1
Coding region: 1177-1485 (102 amino acids)
Source: RefSeq, a predicted model, not a curated record
CCUUUUAUAAUACGCAAAAGAAAAUAAGUUGUGGAUCUUGUGAUUCAUAUAGUGGAACGGUGAAACUGUGAAAUAGUUGAUUACGCAAAACUAAAUGAAAAUACGUGCAAUGAAGGAAAAAUAAUUGAUUAAUGCUAUGUAUGUCCGACAUCAACGUUAACUUAAUCCUAAUACGUAUAAUAUCGUAUGAAUAUUAAUGUAUGUAGUAGUAGUCAAGCUUAGGAGCUAGGGCAAAAACGUCGAUGAGUAUUUAGUAAUCAUAUACUGUUAUAUUAUUGAUUAGUUCUCCUUUCUUGUUCGAUCGAAUAAUCCGAACGUACAGAGGCAGCAUCUUCUUCUCGUGAUCUUCUCCAUCAUGUACGGCGUAAACAACACUGGCUCUUUCCUGUCUUGCUAGUAUAAUUUCAUUGAUAAUGUAUUUGAGAUUCUUUCUUUUAAUAAUUAUUAAAAAUUUCUUGAAAAUCGAAAACGAGAUAGGAUAUUUGUUGAUUGUGGUUCUUUUCGGAAUAGCUCUCCAAUGUUCUUCAACUUUUUCCAUCGUUCUGUCAUUUCAAUAAUAUGUUUUUGCAUUAUAGUCCAAGAAAUCGGAAAGCUUCCUAUAAACCAUAAUGUUUCAUUUACAACGCCAUGUGUUUUAUCAUAUAGUGUGAUAGUGAAGACAAACAAAAUCAAACUGUAUCAGCCGAAGAUAAAUUUUUGAAUAAUGCUAAGUCAUUCACAUAUAAACAUGAAUAUUGUGCUUUAAAUCUUUCAGAAAUAUAUCUUUGUAAGAAGAUUGAAACCAACUUCUAUAACAAUUAAGAAUUAACAUAUAUAGUCACAGAACUAUACAUAUUUGGCUUCAAUCUGAUUCUUUUUUUUUACUAUAGAUGGUAAUUUGAAUUUGAUCUCAUAUCAUCUGGAUGGAUACGUUGUGUUGAUGUGGAGAAUAUGAAGGUUAGAUUAGGUAUCAUUCUGAACAAAAUCAGAAGUAUAAAGCAUUAGUUGAAAACAAUAUAGGGUUUCAACGAGCAUAUUAAGUAAAAUAAAAGGGCUUCCCGGAAAUAAAGAUCAUCCAUAUAUACCAAUGACUUUCCUUACCAUACUCAAACCAUAUCUCCCCAUUACUUACACCAAUACACAGAAAACUGCUUACAUUAGUACACUUAAACGCACACAAACAUUCAUAUAGCAUCAAUGGAGAAGAUCUCAAAUUUGCUAGAAGACAAGCCAGUGGUGAUAUUCAGCAAAACUUCAUGCUGUAUGAGCCACACUAUCAAGUUGCUAAUAUCUGGCUACGGUGCGAAUCCAACGGUAUACGAACUAGAUGAGAUGUCUAAUGGACCAGAGAUCGAACGAGCACUGGUCGAGCUUGGAUGCAAACCCACCGUGCCAGCUGUUUUUAUAGGGCAACAGCUCACAGGUGGUGCAAAUCAGCUUAUGUCUCUUCAAGUCAGGAACCAGCUAGGUGCGUUGCUCAGAAGAGCUGGUGCCAUAUGGAUUUAAGUGGCCUUAAUCGUAACUAAGGGUAUACUUAUAUAUUUUUAGUAUAGAGUGUGAUCAGCGUUUGAAGCAUAAUAUAUAUAGUAAUUACAAGAAAACUAUUUAGCGUCAAUCUGAAUACUAGAGAAACAAAAUAAAAUAAAUUAGCGAUUUGAUCCAACUUCUCUUGUGUUUUGAAUGCAAUCGCAGUUGUUAAGAAUUAAGAUUGUAUUUGCAUAAUAAGUAUUUACAUGAGUACAUUAUAGACUUAUAGUUAAAUGGUAUCGAUCGCUUUAUUACUUUAUUAUGAUAAGUAUGCCUUGUGCUUUGUGCAACGUUUAUAACUAGGCUGUGCAAAGGUCUUUAUAUUGUACGAUGCAUGUGAUUAAUUACUUAUUCAGAUA